Molecule: messenger RNA, 855 nt
Organism: Trichoderma gamsii
Lineage: Eukaryota; Fungi; Ascomycota; Sordariomycetes; Hypocreales; Hypocreaceae
Exons: 2
Coding region: 1-855 (284 amino acids)
Source: RefSeq, a predicted model, not a curated record
AUGGACACGUACAUUUCGCAGGUAGUGCUUGAGGGCGGUAAAAAACGCCCACACGAUGAUAUCGAGCCGGGCGCCGUAGCAGAGCCUGCGUGGAAGCGUCACGCUUUACCUACGGGAUUGCCUGCAAGAUAUCCAAAUGCAGAGAUUACUGGUGAUGUUGAGAUGGAAGAGUCUUUAAAUAAUGGUGUCUCUACUGGAAAGGAGCUUGGCUGUCUCCUGCAGCAGACACUUCCUGAAAGCUCUGAAGGCGCAAAUGAAGCAGGCAGUCACGAGCCCUUUUCGAUAAGGUACAUGAAACCGCAUGGAAGCGUGUAUGAGUUUGUCAUGAAGCAUCUCACGCCAAGAUCAGACGGAUCGUAUGUCUAUGCAUCUACCUGGCCACCAAAGUUUGGCACUACAACUUCCGACUCGCCAAAGUUCCCAUUUCGAGACAUGAGACUUGAGCCUUCCACGACGUUUUUCCACAUCAACGAGAUGAUACUUGCAAAGAAGCUCCCAUUCACUGAUGGGGCGGUAUAUGAACUCUUUGCACGAGUUGUCAACUUUGGUUGCGCAGAUUUUCCUCCACAUUAUCAAUAUUUUCAGCUGGAAGACUUGUUUGGAGGAAUGCCUCAUUUGAGUGGAGUACUCAUGCGUUAUAAAUCUGGAGUCGAUUGGUAUAAGCAAAAGGGAUGCUCUGUUGAAUGCGAAGCUACGCACUUCGCUGUUGCAACAGAAGCCGAAGGCAAAUGCUACUGCCUCUGCGAACCUGUGCCAGACAGUUCAUCUGAGCUUGGCUGGUCGAUCUACAUUCGCGAAAUACAGCUUGUCACUUGGGAAACAAUUCGAAGUGUCCAUGCCCACCUUAGAAAAUAG